Messenger RNA from Notolabrus celidotus (New Zealand spotty), 4505 nucleotides. RefSeq names its product coiled-coil domain containing 85C, b (gene ccdc85cb). The transcript has 6 exons. Gene Ontology annotation, cellular component: apical junction complex. Bases 1223 to 2407 code for a protein of 394 amino acids. Lineage: Eukaryota; Metazoa; Chordata; Actinopteri; Labriformes; Labridae. The record is from RefSeq and is a predicted model, not a curated record.
AGAGGAUUAUACGUCUAAAGUUGUGACUGGUUUAGCUUCAGUUGAGAAACGUAUUUUAGGUUUUACAUUCAAGUUAACGUUCUAGGAGCUUUAUCAAAUAAUAAGGCUUGGUCUACAGCCGACUACUCUCAAAUGGGUGUGAUAGACACAACAAAACGAAUGUAUAAACAGCUCAGUUGCUCAUUUGUAUUGCUUUUGGCUUUAAAAAGAAAUAACUAGCCUUUAUUUUAAGAAGUCAAAAAGCAACGUUUUAAGACCUACGUAUAUCAAAAGCCAAGUGACCAAUACAGUUUGUGAAUUGUGUGUUUACAAUAUAAAAACUGAAUUUAUGUAGGCUUCACAUCCUUGUUAUAAGCUUCAGUCUAGGCUCUGUUAUUUUUGAAAAGAAUAACGCAUGUUUGCGUAAGUGAGGAGCUUGUGUUACUGUUCCUUUAAGAGGGCUGAGCUCGUGCCUGCUGAGGCUGCACCGCACUCUUCAUCUACCUGCUGCCCACUCCGCUCCUGCGUCUUGAUUGGCCGUCUUGGCCGAAAUCCUCUUGAAUGAUUUCAAACCCGAGUGUUUGGACGGGGAGGAGGGGGGUCGGCUGCUAAUUCCGAGCUGGCUGGCUGGACGGGCUUUGAAUCCUCCGUCCACCAACAACAGCACCUCAGUAAAGAGGCUUAUCCGAGGAGGACUGUGGAAAUAACGCGUUCAGGAGAGCACCGCCGGGAGGAAAGUGGGCUUUCUGAGGUGUCGUGUUUGCGUUUAUUUUGAACCUUUUUUCUCCAUUUAGUCUGUGCUCGGCAGUGGAUGAAUAUUUGAUAGAGUUUCUGUGUUUCAUCAUUUGAAUGGAGCGAUGUCCAGCGGAGACGGCGCACAUUGCGAUGGGACGCGGUUUGUUGUGCUGACGGGACCCGCAGCCAGAACCUGAUUACAGAUCUCUGGUAGACUACUCCAUUUAAAAUCAUGUGUUUUCGUGUUUGAUGGGAUGUGAAUAUAUCUACAGUAGUUUCUGGGAUUCAUACAGGAUUUUUCUUGAAAAGAUUAGCGAGGGCAUUCAGUCCAUGCCAUAGCAUCACAUUAAUAUUUCCCUUUUUAUUAGCGGCCUGUUGAAGCGAGCGCAAAACCACUCUCUGAUUUUGGACAAUGUUUUUCCACACAGUCCCGCAACUGAGGCUAGUUUAGUUUUGACGGAUAAUUCGAGCCACUGAUAAAUAACUGAGACUUUAAGCCAAGACAGUCAUGGCUAAAAAUUCAUCCGAGGGACAGAAGGAUGAGCUGAGCCAGCUGACGGACGAGGAGCUGCAGCGGCUCAGCAAAGAGGACCUGGUCCGGAGAUUAAGGAGGGUUGACAGCGAGAAAAUGAACUUGAUGAUCGAGCAUGGCAACAUGAUGAAAGACAUAAACCGGCGGCUGCAGGUGCACCUGCACGAAAUCCGAAGCCUGAAGGAGAUCAACCAGAAGCUGCAGGACGACAACCACGAGCUCCGAGAGCUCUGCUGCUUCCUGGACGACGACCGACAGAAGGGCAAGAAGCUGUCCCGGGAGUGGCAGCGCUUCGGCCGCUACACUGCCAGUGCCAUGUGGAAGGAGGUGGGUACAUACAUGAUGAAGCUGAAGGAGCUGGAGGCCAACCAGGAGACCGUGUUGAGGGAGAACUCUGAGCUGAAGGAGAUCAUCCUCAUGCUGGAUGAGGAGAGGAACGGAGCAGGGUCCAGGAGCUCCAUAGACAGUCAGUCCAGUUUAACCAACCUGAACGGGGGCACCGGCACGGUCAGGGAUGUUGGAGACGGUAGCAGCACGUCCAGCACAGGUAGUGCUGGUAGCCCUGACCACCACAACCACAACCACAUACACAAGCCCAGCACAGAGAACAGUAAGCUGGGCCCAACCAUGAGGAGGUCCAUGGAUGACCUGUCAGCACCGCACCACCACAGGAGCAUCCCCAAUGGGCUGAAUGAUUCCUCCUCCAACUACAUCAGGCAGCUGGAGACGAAAGUGCGGAUCCUGGAGGAUGAUAACAAUAAGCUUCUAACACAGCAGUGUAACCCAGGUGACCUACGUGCCCUGAGGAAGGGGAUGACCCUCUACCACUCAGAGUCCCAGCUGUCCUCACUGCCCCAACGCCAGGAUGCAAUGCACAUGGGUACUGGUCGUCUUCCAACCAGUGAGUCUUCUCCUGCCACGGGCUACCUGUCCUGCGUCCAGAAGCCUGAGGCAGUUGUGCAUGCCAUGAAGGUGCUGGAGGUCCACGAGAACUUGGACAAACAGGUUCCUGAGGACUAUGAGGAUGAUCUCAGCGAAAAGGAGAAGGCCAUUGUGCGAGAGAUGUGCAACGUGGUGUGGAGAAAGCUGGGUGAUGCAGCAGGAUCAAAGCUGUCCAUCAGACAGCACCUCUCUGGGAACCAGUUCAAAGGGCCACUGUAGCACCGCAACCAGAGGAGGAGAGAGAGAGAGAGAUCAGGAUUUACAGUACCUACACUCACCUGAAAACACCUCGUACUUCCUGCGCCUACACAACCCAUCAUGCCAUGCUCCCGACUGCCUACAGCACCCAGCAUUCCUUCAACAAAAGACUGGCUAAGAGAACGACUUCAUGGACAUGUCAGUCUGUUGUUCACAUGUGCAAACAUGUUUCUAUCUCAGAGUUUAUGAAGCGUUGACGACUGGCAGCUAGUUUCACUGAUACACCACUUCUCUUUGUCGAUUUUGAGGCUUCCAGCUACACAUUGCUCUCUCUUUAAACGCUAUAAACACACACUCCCUUUUUAGCCCUUUAUAGCAUAGCUGUGCUACACCAAGCUAGCGAUAUGACAUGGUUUAAAGCACAGUUGUAAUGGGGCAGAAAUCUCUACACGUGUUGCUGGAUGUGAAGGCAACAUGGUGGUGGUAUCUUCAGAUAAGUUUUGAUAGUACCUCCUAUAGAGACCCUAGCUCCUGUCACAUGUAUCGCCCCCUAGUGGUCAACGAGUAUAACUAGCAUUAGCAUUCUAAAGUGUUAACUAAUGUGAAACCCACUGUGACCUAGCGCCUUUUGCUCAUACUAAGACAAGUCUAUGGAUAAUAAAGUCUAGAGAUCACUGUUAACUUGUGUAUAUUAUGUAUAAAACCAUAGCACUACUUCAUUGUUAUUGUUGAUUUUUUUUUUGAUCUAUUUUGUAUUCUAGCGUGGCCAUGUGAUCAAUUCUUUAGUUUGAAUCGCACACAACAACCGGACCUUAAACAGGGUUUGCUUUUGUUAAAAAGAAUAUAUAUAUCUUUGUUUUUGUUUUUUAUUCUUUUUCAGAUUCAUUGCUAUUAUUCCUUUUCUCUGUAACCUCUGAAAAUGUAUUUUGGCCAUUCUGAAUCAAACCAUCUCCAUGCAUUAAUCGAUAGAUGACUUUCUUACUUUGUGGAAUUAACUAAAAUUGUAUGCUGUGUGCAUGCUUGACAAUCAUUUUCUCAGGUUGGGAGGGCUACAGCUUUACCUUUGCCCAUCUGUAACAGUGUGUGUAUGUGUUGAGGUGCUUGUGUGGGAGUGUGUGUGUGUGUCUGGAGACUGAAUGGUUCUCUUACAGCUGUAGCAUCUACCUGUGAAUCCUCUUUUUCUCUAUUGAACCCUGGUUACAACUCGGUUUAAGACUGCUGAAGGCGUUUGCUGAAUCCACUCAAAAACCAUCGUCCCAAUACUGAUAAAAUAAUACAAAAAAUUAGACUUCAUUGUCAUUGCUGAUGAAAAAAGUUUAUUUUCCUGACCACAGUCCUGUUCUGUUGUCUUGGAUUCAGCAGGUGUGUUUAUGCAGCGCAUGUUUCUUAAGGUUGAAUCUUUUUUUUUUCUUAGAAUAUGAGAGAUAAGUCUUCCCUUAGGUGUCUCCUGAAAACACUAACAUUUAAAUAUGAGUAUUUCUUGAUGUCAGAAUGAACAAACGCUGUUUGUCAAAGUAUUUAUUGCCAGGUUUAGAUAGAGAUGGGAGCGCUAUCAGUGACUAAACAGUCUUAUUUUAGAUUUAUCAGACGUACUUAAACUGUAAAGUUAUCUCAUAGAUACGUUUAGUGACUGACAGCCCCAUCUCUAGUGUUAUUUGUUCCAAAUUAGAACAUUUCUAAGGCUACUUGCCAUGCACCUCUCUUCUUUCAAAUGAUGGCUCAAAAAUAAAUCAAAGUAUGGUUUUAUAAAAAGUGUCCUUUUUUCUAGGAACUAAUUUGAAGCCAUGAUACAAUUUUGAAUACUUUAUAAAAGGCAUUUGAUUUAAAAUGUGCCACAUUUUUUUCUGCAUGGUGUUUUGAUUUGGAACUCAACUGUGUUUUUUAAACAUCUAGAGUAUUUCUUUCUUUCUUUCUUUCUUUAUUUCUGUCUGCCUAAAUGCUAAAACCACAGAAUCCUAGAGUCUACGGAGUAAAAUCGAUUCCUGUAGUAACUAGCAUGGCUGUGACUUCUUUUCUUGAACUUCACUGAUGAGAUAAAUGUUUGGCAGGUGAAAAGAAAACAUCAAAUAGGCCACUUUUAGAAAAACUGGGAGAAAAUAAACAAAGUUGGUUAAUGAAA